AUGGAGCACUACGAGCGGCUUGGCAAGAUCGGGGAAGGUACGUCGGGGAUCGUCUACAAGGCCCGCGACCGCCGCACCGGCGAGACCGUCGCCAUCAAGCGCCUCCGCGCCGGCGCCGGCAACGGCAACGGCGAGGGCGACGCGUUCGACGAGACGUUCCGCCGCGAGGUGCGCUGCCUCGAGGCGUGCCGCGGCCACCCCUGCCUCGUCGAGCUCCGCGCCGCGCACCGAGACCCCGCCGGCGCGUUCCUCGUCAUGGAGUACGCGGGACGGAGCCUGGCGGAGGCCAUGCGGCUGCAGCAGCAGGACCACCACCGCGCCGAGCCCGAGCGGCGGCCGUUCCCGGAGCCCGAGGCGCGCCGCGUGAUGCGGCGGCUCCUGGAGGGCGUGGCCGCGAUGCACGCGCGCGGACUCCUGCACCGGGACCUCAAGCCCGACAACGUCCUCCUCGACGGCCGCGGGGGCGUCAAGAUCUGCGACUUCGGGCUGUCGCGCGCAGCGGACAACGGUACCGGCGGCGCGCCGUACACGGCGGGGGUGGCGACGCUGUGGUACCGCGCGCCGGAGCUGAUCCUGGGCUCUGCGGACUACGACGCGGGCGUCGACACGUGGGCGCUCGGCUGCAUCAUGGCCGAGCUCCUCGCCGGCGGCGCGCCGCUGUUCCCCGGGAGGUCGGAGAUGGACCAGCUCAACAGGGUGUUCGACACGCUGGGGAUGCAGGACAUGGUGUCCUGGCCGGGCUUCGCGCGCCUGCCACGCGCCGGGUCGCCGCUCUGCCGGCGCGGCAGGCCUCCCAGCAGGCUCCGGGAGCUGUUCCCGGCGCUGUCGGCUGCCGGGUUCGACGUCUUGGCCGGGCUGCUGGCGUGCAGGCCGGACAGGCGCCUCACCACCGCGGACGCGCUCCGGUGCCCGUGGUUCGCCGAUGCUGCCGCGGCGGCGCCUGAGGCCUUGCCUGAUCAGCCGCGCGCUUCGUGCUGCGCCGGCAGCUUCGCGGGCGGUGUCGCUGGUGUUGCCGAGGCAAUCCUAGCGUAG
This is a messenger RNA of Miscanthus lutarioriparius, 1032 nucleotides long. NCBI's taxonomy places the organism in Eukaryota, Viridiplantae, Streptophyta, Magnoliopsida, Poales, Poaceae. The record is from the annotation of a GenBank genome assembly.